Marchantia polymorpha subsp. ruderalis is the source of this 1923-nucleotide messenger RNA. The record is from the annotation of a GenBank genome assembly. NCBI's taxonomy places the organism in Eukaryota, Viridiplantae, Streptophyta, Marchantiopsida, Marchantiales, Marchantiaceae.
GAACCUUUAGUAGGAUGCGUAAGAGCAUCAAAACCUCGUGCUAAUACAGCGAGAUUCACAGAUAUCUACCUGAGUGAUAGAUGGCAGUCUAGCGUUUCAGAAGAACGAUGGAGGACGGUCAACGAGGCUUCCUUUAAAACAGCGCAAGCGUUAUUGUCCGAAUUUGGGUAUUGGAUUGAAGAGAUGGCGGGGAAGAAUAAGAAGGGCGGAGGAGGUGGGGCCCCAUCGAAACUCUCCAGGAAGAAAGAUGGUCAUGCGAAAAGUAAGCAGAAAUUCGCAGAGGAGGUGGUGCUGAAAUUCGCAGGAGUUGACAGGCUUUCUUCAAAAUUGUUUGAUCUUCAUUGUCACAGUACUUGCAGUGAUGGCCAUCUUUCUCCAGAGUUCGUGGUCGCCAGAGCUUUUCGCAAUGGGGUGAAGGUGUUGGCCUUAACAGAUCAUGAUACAAUGGCUGGAGUACCAGCUGCAAUGCAGGCUGCUCGAAAGUAUGGAAUGCGGGUGAUACCAGGCAUAGAAAUAAGUGCCAAAACUGUUCAUAGGAAAUCAGGUAGGGGAGGAGCUAUAUCUGCUACUACUGAAGAGCCAGUUCAUAUCUUGGCAUAUUAUGGAUGUUGUGGUCCUUCAAACUGUGGGCAACUUGAAAAGAAACUUGCUGAAGUGAGAGAAGGGAGGUUCAUCCGCGCAAAAGAGAUGGUGCGCAAACUAAAGGUGUUACAGAAGCCCAUCAAAUGGGAGAAUGUGUUACGAAUAGCAGGAGAAGGUGUGGCACCAGGACGACCUCACGUUGCCCGCGCUUUAUUUGAAGCAGGGCAUGUCGACAGUGUUGGACAAGCCUUCACCAAAUACCUUUACAAUGACGGUCCUGCUUAUGCAAGAGGCGCCGAGCUUCCUGCAGAAGAAGUGGUCAACCUUAUCCAACAAACCGGUGGAGUAUCAGUUCUUGCCCAUCCCUGGGCAUUAAAAGAUCCAAUCCCCUUAAUUGAGCAACUGGCGAAUGUCGGUCUUCAUGGGGUGGAAGUCUACCGCAGUGACGGUAGACACCCAGUUUUUGGUUCAGUGGCAGAAGCGUGCAAUCUUGCAAAAAUUGGAGGGUCUGAUUUUCACGCGAGAGGAGAUCCCGAAGAAACUGAUUUAGGAGCCAUCGCUCUUCCUGCCGGCGCAUUGCAUGAAUUUUUGAAACUCGCGGACCCUGUGUGGAGCUCAGCAGUUGAAAACAUCCUCCAAGACUUUGCUGAAGGCAAAUUAGAAGGUAUAGGAAAGGACAACGAAUCUUGUUUAAUGGAAAAGGUGGAAAUAUGGAAAGGAGAUAUAUGCUUGACCAACGUACAGCUACCUGGAGAAGAGGAAGAAGUGAUGUGUCUGAGACUCUCUCCUUGGUUGACCGAGGAAGAAAGGCAGAUGUUGGAUAAGGUGGCUUCCAAAUUUGGGUUAAGAUCUACACUUCUAAAAGAUGAAAAUCAUACGGCUUUAGCAGUCUACAGACAAUAGCUUCAAGUUGACCAGGUUGGACUGACAAAAGCAGAUGGCUAUAUCAUCCCAUUUAUCAUGGACUCAUAUCGCGACACGUCUGAUUUUCAUGAAGGUCGCCAAGUCCAUGACGCAGGACGGGUAGGUAAAUGCACAUAUGAUUAGCCGAGGAGAUAGUGUUUUAUACCCAAUCGGACGUCGUUUAGAAUACGAUGGUCGAUUGUAGGUAAGAAAAUUUGAGUGGAAAUUCAUAUUACUGGUUAGGGAGAGAGAAAUGUCGUCUCUAGUGACGUGAUUGAUCUGUACUGCACACAGAAAUUGUCUGAUGUUAACAUUGAUAUAGUGCCUGAAGAGUUAUGUGACACCUUGGUAAGGGUAUAAUCGUGCGCGUUUUUAAAGCCCGUAUUUUGUUGUCGAUGAGACAUCUAGUUGCUAAGAAACCUGGCCAACCAUUGCGGG